Medicago truncatula (barrel medic) is the source of this 837-nucleotide messenger RNA. RefSeq lists its product as uncharacterized. Gene Ontology annotation, molecular function: calcium ion binding. Lineage: Eukaryota; Viridiplantae; Streptophyta; Magnoliopsida; Fabales; Fabaceae. The transcript has a single exon. The coding region runs from base 287 to 700 and encodes 137 amino acids. The record is from RefSeq and is a predicted model, not a curated record.
UGACAAGGAACAAUUUCAACAAUCAAGAGCCAACAGUUGAAGAAAGCAUCCAAUUUUAACGGUUGGACAAUAAAAUAAACUAAUAGAUGCAAGGUACACAAAAAGCACAUGGUUUCUAUACCAUGUUAGUAGUUAAAGAAUAUAUUCUUCUGGAAACAAUUGUUAAUGGUUAUAUAUACAUGGAAGGAUCCAACUCUUCUCAUCAAAUCACAAGCAUUUGCAAACACAAAACUAUAUUUGUCAAUACAAACUACCUUCCAUUUUUUACAUCAAGUAGAAAAGAAAGAUGAGUGUAGAAAUUUUGGAUGGUGCCACAAUUGUCCACUUCCUUGAAGAUGAAGAAGCAUUUAAUAGCUCGGUAGGAAAUCGGUUCGCUCGCCUCGACACAAACAACGACGGUCUUCUCUCCUAUGAAGAGAUGUUGAAGGAGCUCCGGAGCUUGAGGGUUUUUGAAACACACUUUGGUAUUGAUGUGGUUUCAGACCCAAAUGAGCUUGCUCGUGUUUAUGAAUCUUUGUUCACACAGUUCGAUCACAACUUGAAUGGCACAAUUGAUUUGGAAGAAUUCAAGAAAGAAACUAAGCAGAUGAUGCUUGCAAUGGCAGAUGGGAUGGGUUUCAUGCCAAUUCAAAUGGUCUUGGAAAAAGACAGCAUCCUCAAAAAAGCUGUUGAAAGAGAGUACAAUAACGUGGCAGCUUAAGUGCUAUUCCAAUUUUGUUUGUAUUGUUAUAUUGAUACCUUUGAAGUUUGAAACUCCUUAAAACUGUUUUAUUAUGGAUUCCGAAUGUAUUCAUGAAAUAAACUAAAAUAUCAUAAUCUGAGCUUUUACAUCUUUGG